CGACAACGACAAAGUCAUGCCCCAUAGCGGGUAUGAGCCAUCGGUUGGGGGAAAUAAAAUCCACACCAUCGCUAUCGUCGGAAUCCGGGCCCCGGAGGUGACAGCCCAAAUUCGUCGGCUAUGAGCGGCGCGAGGGAGUGCACGCCGACGGGCGUCCUGCGGGCGGCGCGGCGGGCCCAGUCGCCGGCCAGCGGCGACCCGCCGUCGGACGACCAGAUGCAGGGCAACGUGACCGUGGGCUACGGCGGGGACCACCGGCUCCGGCAGUCGAUCACCAUCAAGAGCAAGGUGCGAGCCACAGUCGCCAGUGACUACACGUUCAGGGUCCGCUGCAAAACGGUGGAGAGCUCGUGCAGCGCCAAGACGGUAGUGACCUGCACCUCGGAGAGGGGCAGCUCCACUCGGUCCGUGGUGCAGCAGAGGAGCACCACCAGUGGCGGCCACGCCGAGGUGGUGCGUGCCACGACGUUCUCCCGCGAGAUGUCCAACGGUGCCAUGGCGACGAUCGAAACCUACGAGGACAGCCGUAGCGGUAUUCGGCAACUGAGUGUGGGGCGUCACAUCGGGGACCGGUCGCAUUUGAGCGAGAAGAGCCGCAACGAGUUCACGGGCGAGGAGGAGAAGACCGAGCAGCUGGUCAACAUCCCGUACGAAGAGCUCGGCGGCUUCGAGAGCGAGUGGAAGCGGCGCAUGGCCCGCAACUGA
Messenger RNA from Dermacentor silvarum, 705 nucleotides. Its product is annotated as myeloid leukemia factor 2-like. NCBI's taxonomy places the organism in Eukaryota, Metazoa, Arthropoda, Arachnida, Ixodida, Ixodidae. The record is from RefSeq and is a predicted model, not a curated record. Gene Ontology annotation, cellular component: cytoplasm; nucleus. Bases 121 to 705 code for a protein of 194 amino acids. Gene Ontology annotation, biological process: regulation of DNA-templated transcription. The transcript has 4 exons.